Messenger RNA from Cydia fagiglandana, 2145 nucleotides. RefSeq lists its product as uncharacterized. Lineage: Eukaryota; Metazoa; Arthropoda; Insecta; Lepidoptera; Tortricidae. Gene Ontology annotation, cellular component: membrane; septate junction. Gene Ontology annotation, biological process: septate junction assembly; regulation of tube size, open tracheal system. The coding region runs from base 276 to 944 and encodes 222 amino acids. The record is from RefSeq and is a predicted model, not a curated record. The transcript has 6 exons.
CGAGGCUUGCGCUUGUUGUCAUAGACUAUAGAGUGCGUUACUACGUUAUGUGUGUAUUGAAGCCGUUACAAGAUUCACUAUCUGUGAAGUGUGAGAAGUCGCCAAGUGAACGAGGCAGGGCGUAGGCAUCUAGCGAUGAAAUCAAAAACUUAAUCUACUAUUUCGUAUAAAACAUACUGUAAUGAUAUAUUAAUAAUUUUUGUUUUAGUUAGGUGGUUGUGACAUUAAAGUAGUAUCGCAUAUUGUUCAAAGUUUGCAGCUCGACGCUAGAAACAAUGAAGAACAGAAGUUUGGCCGGCAAUUGUGGCAUUGGAGUGUUUGUCAUUGCCCUUGUGACGGUGGCAUUGGCAUUCGGCACGCCGAACUGGCUGGUCAGCGACUACAGGAUAAGGGGCUCCAGGCUAGACAAAUUAGGCUUAUGGAGUCAUUGCUUUAGGUCACUCCCCGAUCCGUAUGACCAAUACCAAAGACGCUUCUUUGUGGGAUGCCGCUGGGUGUACGAUCCGUUUACUACGGGUUACGAUAGAAUACGAGGAUUCUUAUUACCGGGUUUCAUGAUCGCAACACAGUUUUUCUUCACACUAUGUCUCCUUGGUGUACUGAUAUCGACCAUCCUGGUGCUGAUAUUCUUCCUAUGUUGUGGACCCGAUCAAAACCGAUUUGUGACCUUAAUCAAGACUAUAGGAUACAUCAUGUUGGGCUCAGGUAUCUGCGGAGUAAUAGCAGUGAUUGUAUUUGCGUCGCUAGGCAAUUCGGAUGGGUGGAUGCCGAACCAUGAAAAUAACUAUUUAGGUUGGUCAUUCGGGUUGGGGGUGGUCGGCGCCGUCUGCUGCCUGAUCACGGCAGCGCUCUUCUUGACGGAGGCCAACAUCCAGUACAAAAAGCGGAACAAGCUCAAGGAAUCGCAAGCCCAGUUCGAAAUGGAACAGGAUUCCAAAGCAUAACCAUAAAUUACUAUUAAGGUCAAGCGAGGUAAAUGCAACUAUGGAGUUAUUGCGUCUCUCCAUUCUUCCUCGAACAUGAUUGGCCGGAACGCCCUCUAUGCUACGUUUCAUUUCCAAGUAGCUCAAAGGCUUUGGCACUAGAUGACGGAAGGUUUUGUAAUUCACGUCGUUAUAAAAAAUUAAGUCAAAUAGACUCCAAUCCAAUAGUUGCAUUUAUCCCGGUCGACAUUACACUAAAUCUCCGUCCUUCGUCGUUAUAAAUACGAAUCUCACGUUUCUAACAUUAUUUUGGCAUCUUAUAAGUCUAAAAACGGACUAGAAAUCUCGCUAUAGCGCACAUUUACCAGUGCAAAUCUAUUAGGCUAUAAGUUUUAUUCAAGACAUGUAAUCUUAGACUGAUUUUCAUUUCGAUGUUUUAAAAUGAUUAGUAAUUUAACUUUCACAUGUGCCUUUAAAUGUUUGUUAUAAGUGUAACUAUUCAUUUAGAAUAGGUUGAGGCGAGUGAGUAAUUUGUAUACCUGUCCAAUAUACCAACGCAUUUCUAUGUAAGUAUCCGUCCAUGAUAAUAGGAGUAAAUGUUAUUAUAAGAGUAGAUAUAUGCAUCAACUAGCAGCUUUUAUAUCAUUGAUGUCACAUAAGUCUUAACACGUAGAUAAAAAUGAAAUGUGAAUAUGUUGAUUAACACAGUUUAUAUAUACAUUUUAUUUUUAUAUUAUUCUCAUUAGAUUAAAAAUAAAGCCUGGUAGCUUACAUUAAGGGCAGCUUCAUCUGAACUCUCCACGAAGAUCGUCUAUCUGUGUUUCUAUCGUCGAAAAUUGCAAGGGUGAAAGAGAUAGAUAGAGAAUCUUUAGCCCCUCAGGUUCUCUUGCUCUUGCCAACUUUAAUACAAAUUUCGCUGUUUAGUGUCAGUUAGUGGCGUAUGUGCCUUCAAGCACUGUUUUCAUAUUGACCCAGAGGCGAAAUCCUGAAGUAUGCCCCCAAGCUAAGAGUAUGGCUUUAAGUAAAUUCCACUGUGUAUUUAACGAUUAUAAUGAACCAAUGACGUGGCGUACAUUUUAAAUGAGAUAUUUUAUAUUUUUGUUUAAAACUCUUGUUUUAUUUAGAUUAUAAAUAAGGUUUUCAAUUUCUUUUAGAGCCUUAUACUUUAUCAGGGACAUUAUACAUUUUACAAUAAGUAUUAAAAUAAAAUAUUUGUACGUAA